GUAAGUCAUCAGGUCAUCCAUGCUAACUCUUCUAUCUUUUUGGGAACAGUAACCAGUUUGCCACUCCUUAAUGUGUUAAUUCUUGUGUAAUAAUUUUAUUAAGUUUGUUCUCUGUUUAAAGUCAUAUUUUCCUGUUAUCGCCAUUUUAAUUACUAGAAUGGUCUUCUAGCAAGAUCCUCAAUAUUUAAAUGAGUAGCAACUCAUCACUGCUGUUUUCAUCUUGAGCUUUUUCAAUUUCGUUUUCUUUUGUUUGAAAGGUUUUUUCAAUUUUUUGUUACAUUGGUACAUUGAUGAUAAAUCCAACAAAGAACAAAUUAUUUUCUAACUCUGUAAACAUUUGAUCAAAAAUACUCGUCCUUCCACGUCAAAAUGCCUUCAAUCAAAGUUAACUCACUCUUGGGUUUAAUGGUAAUGUUAGCCCUCAUCAGCUCUUCAAGCCAACAGUUAAACAUUUUUGGAAACAUUUUCGAUUGCUUUAAAAUGAUCACCAAUGCCAUGAGUACCUGUGAGCAACAACUGCAAGAUCGACUUGACUUGGUCGACAAAGCUAGUGAACAAGCUGGAGAAAAUGUUGAUAAGACCAUGUUCACAUGCUGUUAUUUCGCUGAAUUUUCUCAUUGUUUGGAUUCAAAGACUGAAGGAAAAUGCGGAAAAGACAUAAGUACAGCUAUCUCCACUAGUGCAAGCUCAGUUGCUAAGGUCUUAAACUCAAAAUGUUCAGACUAUGAAUACUAUAGUGCUAAAUGUCUUUUUGUUGUUUACCUCAACUACAUCGUGAUAGUCGCCAUCAUUUUGGCCGUGAUUUCUGUUGCUAGCUGUGUAAUUGGCUGUCUUCGUCGUCGUUGAACAUAAACAAAACAACAAAAUUGCCGUCACUCGAUCAAAAGCAAACGAACCACCAGUAUCCAUUUUCUUACCUAAGACAUUUCUCAUCAUCAUUCCCUUCCUUGUCAAGUUUCUCCUAGUUAGACUACCACUUAACUGAUUUAUAACAUUAGAUAUUUCUAUGACUUUUAGUCACCAACUCGUUUUUUUUGUUUCUCACUUAAAUUUCAAAGCUCAUUGAAUCUCUUCAUGAUGUUUCUAGUUCUGUACCCUAUCAUUACUGUUUAUUCAUUUCUUUCAAAAAUAAUUUAAAAACCCAAACCUUUGCUUUUCUCAUUUAAUUACUCCGUCCUCGAAAAAAAUAAUUUAUUUUGACUUUUCUACUUUAUUCUUUGAAUUUGAUUGUUGACACCCUUAAAACCAAUUUACACCCAAGUAAAUAUUUACCUUUAAAAUAUUGU
Tetranychus urticae (two-spotted spider mite) is the source of this 1286-nucleotide messenger RNA. RefSeq lists its product as uncharacterized. The record is from RefSeq and is a predicted model, not a curated record. Lineage: Eukaryota; Metazoa; Arthropoda; Arachnida; Trombidiformes; Tetranychidae.